Molecule: messenger RNA, 768 nt
Organism: Habropoda laboriosa
Lineage: Eukaryota; Metazoa; Arthropoda; Insecta; Hymenoptera; Apidae
Gene: NC2beta
Product: protein Dr1
Exons: 3
Coding region: 148-651 (167 amino acids)
Biological process (GO): negative regulation of transcription by RNA polymerase II; chromatin remodeling; positive regulation of transcription by RNA polymerase II
Cellular component (GO): negative cofactor 2 complex
Molecular function (GO): TBP-class protein binding; core promoter sequence-specific DNA binding; general transcription initiation factor activity
Source: RefSeq, a predicted model, not a curated record
UGUAUGUAUAGUACGUUUAUUAUAACUGAUAGUUUGGUUAGGAAUUUUAACCGUGUCAAUAUAUUUGCUGAAAAUCUGACACGUGGAUACCUUGAUAGUCAAAUCUGAGCUCAGAAGAAUAUUUCUUGCUGCUAGAUCUCUAAAAAUAUGGCCUCUGCUGCUAUAUCACCGACCGAAGACGAUGAAUUGACCCUGCCUCGUGCAUCGAUCAACAAGAUGAUCAAGGAAAUUUUGCCACACGUGCGCGUAGCGAACGAGUCCCGAGAACUGAUAUUAAAUUGUUGCACAGAAUUCAUUCAUUUACUUUCCUCCGAAGCAAAUGAAAUUUGUAAUCAACAACAGAAGAAAACUAUAAACGCCGAGCAUGUUCUUCAAGCACUAGAGAAGCUUGGAUUUGGAGAUUAUAGCGCAGAAGCGGAAGCAGUUUUGCGAGACUGCAAAGCCGUCGCUGCUAAACGAAGACGUCAAAGUACUAGAUUAGAAAAUUUGGGAAUCCCAGAAGAAGAACUUCUUAGGCAACAACAAGAAUUGUUUGCCAAGGCAAGAGAAGAACAAGCAGUAGCUGAACAACAGCAAUGGCAACAAUUACAAGCAGUUGCACAAAUGGCUUCGAUGCAACAAGCCGACAGCGAACAAGAAGAUUAUUCGUAAAUAAUCAUUUAUUUUGUUCGAUUUGUGUAGAUGUGCUCGAUCAGGGUCGGUUCUCAUCGGUCAUAAAUAAGAAACAUUUUUUCUUCAACAGCAAAUUGGGGAGCGAGGGGGCGAGGG